UAUUGCUGCUGCUAUAUAGAUAAAAAUCUUCUGCUUCUUCUUCUUCUUCUUCUGUCUGCAAAUUAAAAAAGGAUGUAUUGACUGGUAGUUGUGUAAUAUGAAAUAGAUAUGGGAGAAGAAGAAGGAGGAGGAUGGAGAAAGGGGCCAUGGACGGCUGAGGAGGACAGAGUGCUGAUUGAGUAUGUCAAAGUUCAUGGCGAAGGCCGAUGGAACAAUGUCUCCACCCACCUUCCACCUGGGCUGAAAAGGAAUGGGAAGAGUUGCAGGCUGAGAUGGGUGAAUUAUUUGAGACCAGACCUUAAGAGAGGACACAUCACUCCCCACGAAGAAAACCUCAUUCUUCACCUGCAUGCCAGAUGGGGAAACAGGUGGUCUACAAUUGCUCGAAGUCUUCCAGGAAGAACAGACAACGAAAUCAAAAAUUAUUGGCGAACACAUUUCAAGAAGAAAGGGAAGUACCCAUCUCAAAGUCCAGAGAAAACACAGGUGCGCUUAAUGAGGCGACAACAAUUUCAAGCGAUGCAGCAGCAACAACAACAACAACAACAAACGGAUAUGAAAAGGAUGAUGUUAUUGCUCGAUGAGAGUGAAGAAAAUGUGUCAACUUUCACGCAUUCGAGACAAGAAAUCAUUCAUCCGAGUGUUCAAGACAAUCAAGGGUACUUUUGCUCGGAUAUUGAAGAGUAUAGGCCUAUCCCCGUGUCCUCGUCGAGCGAGGAUAUGAUCUUAUGGGAUGGCUUGUGGAACUUGGAAGAUUUGCAAGGAAAUCUAACGGGAAGAGCUAAUUAUCAACAAACUAUAGCCUCGACUCUCUUCUUUUGAAUUGAAGUAGAUGUUUAGGCACCUCAAAAUAAUUCCAAGUUUGAUGGUUUUGGAAGGUGUACUAACACCCCGAGAGCCGAAUACUUUGAUUGUACUAAAUAGUAUGCAACUAGAUGAUAUAAUCACUUUCUCGAGCGAAAAUCAAAGUAAUAAAAAGUAAAUUGUAUAAUAUUAUGUGUGUUUUACUAAGA
Molecule: messenger RNA, 1013 nt
Organism: Andrographis paniculata
Lineage: Eukaryota; Viridiplantae; Streptophyta; Magnoliopsida; Lamiales; Acanthaceae
Product: myb-related protein 305-like
Exons: 3
Coding region: 109-822 (237 amino acids)
Biological process (GO): regulation of DNA-templated transcription
Cellular component (GO): nucleus
Molecular function (GO): DNA-binding transcription factor activity; sequence-specific DNA binding
Source: RefSeq, a predicted model, not a curated record